This is a messenger RNA of Callorhinchus milii (elephant shark), 1750 nucleotides long. Its product is annotated as outer dense fiber protein 3-like. Lineage: Eukaryota; Metazoa; Chordata; Chondrichthyes; Chimaeriformes; Callorhinchidae. Gene Ontology annotation, cellular component: cytoskeleton. The record is from RefSeq and is marked provisional.
AUUGUUAGUUCUUGCAGAGGGAGAGAGAAGGGAGAGAACUGCAACUUAAGGGAGAAGGAGAAAGACAGUCUUAAAUGAAUCAUUUCUAAAAGUCUGUCAGAUCUGUUCCUUUAAGACGGAGCAAUGAGCACUGAACUGUGGGUGGGAAACUGGAGACCCCACCGGCCCAGAGGACCCAUUGCAGCGCAUUACAGUAGCCCAGGGCCAAAGUACAGACUUCCGGGAUCUACAGGAUACGUGGAGCACGACGCCACCAAAUUCAAGUCCCCGGCUUUCAGUUUCGGAGUUACGCACGCAAGAUUCACGACCAAUAGCUCCCCAGGUCCGGCUUAUCUGAUCCCAUCGUUCCUGACCAGGAGAGGCAGGGAUGGCACCCCGGCCUAUUCCAUUUAUGGACGGCCUCGAGACAUCAAUCUCUUUCGGACUCCGGGGCCAGGUUCGUAUGCUCCCGAGAGGUCGGGGAAAUCAGCUUACAGUGCAGCUCCGGCAUAUUCUAUCUCAGGAAGGACAAAGGAUUUCAAGCUGGACCAGUCUCCAGGUCCGGCACAGUACAAACUGCCUGCUGUCUUAGGUCCAAACAUCAUGACUAAAUCCUCUUCCGCCAAUUACUCUCUCAGCGGACGCAGUAAAAUAGGCAGUUUUCACGAGGACCUGCAAAAGACCCCAGGUCCUGGUGCCUAUAGUGUCACUGAUCCCAAUGCAUACAAGUACAAACCACCCCAGUACAGUAUGAUGGGUCGUAACCAGCUGCCCGGCGAUUCGACAAGGAAACCGGGACCAGGGAGUCACUGUCCAGAGAAGGUUACAAUCAAUCGAGGUGUGGCUCCUGCGUUCUCCUUCGGAGUCAGGCAUUCAGAGUAUCUGGCACCGCUCAUAGUGGAUGUUGCGUAAUGUCGCCAACCUUAAAUUUGUGCCAGUUUGGGAUUCUGCUCUCCAUAAAACGCCUUGAGAGGUUCUCCCUGCAGAAAGGCGCAAUACAAGUGCAAAUUGUUGUUGAGUUCUUUCUAUCGGCGUUUUCUUCAAAGCAUCUUGUGAAAAUGAUUCGAUUUUGCAUCUUUCGCGCAUGUCAUUUUUCUAUUGUGCUUUUCUUGUCAACAGUAACAUUCUCAACAUAUUGCACUGUACUUUGUUUUUAUUCUUCACUUUAUGAGACUAGAUUAGACUAUGUGAAAGAUGAACGUUUUGCUGCACAUUGCUUUGACUGUAGCUUUAAGAUUAAUGUGACAAAAUGCAAGGAAAGACUGGGAAUAAUUUAGCAGUAUAUCAUAGCAAUGAUUACCAUGUUGAAUGCCUCAAGAAACAUUGUUAAUUUCACCACAUGGUAGAAACUGAAAGCUUUCCCAAUAAGCACAAGGAAUGAAACGUACAUCUAGAAUGAUCCAGAAACAGUCAUUAAAUGAACAGAAUUUUACAACCUGUGGUACUGUAGUAAUUUCUAUUAAUUCAUCAGAAAUCGAUUCAAUUGGACACCAAUCAAUUGCAAGACUGAAUAUGUAACGGACAGAAGCAUUUUGGGGUCAUCUGAAAAAUGGCAAUAACUUAAGUUAUUUUAAAUGUUUCCAAUUAACACAAUGCACAGUUUCUAUUGUUCUACCCCCGGCCGCUGUUCAUUCAGUGACACUAUUAGACAUGCCAAUCAAAACCAUUAAAACAUACCUCUAACCUAGCAUAUUAGGAUGCACAUCAGUAUUGUGUUAAAUAGUUUUAUUUACAAUUUUCCUGAACUGUUGAAUAAAGUAUAUUUGGUGCU